GCCAUGCUGCACAACCUUCUGUCCCUCUUUCUAUUUUCAAAAUGUUGGGAGGUAUGUGGUCCCCACCCCAUGUUAUAUAGACUCUGGUUUUACCACCCUAAAACAUUCAGAAUAUGAUGGAGGAUACAUGGAGUUAUAGUUUAGCGACAGAAUGCUAUGGGCUGCAGAUAUCUUCACUUGGAUUCCUGUUUUUAGCCCCGAUGAACACACGUGUAGAUUAACCUGUCUAAUCAGUCUGAUUCAUGGGAAGGCCUUUGUGUAGCUGUGGGGCCCUGCCUCUCUUAUACCAUGCAUGGGAGGGAAAGAAAUAUCUUAAUUUACUGACUAGAACAAGCUUCUUUUGUUAGGUUACCCUCCAUUGUGUGUAAUUGGAUGUGUUACCAUCCCAGUGCUUCUUAUGUACACUAUUACAGGGCUGCCUGCUUAUUGUUUGUGUGCAAAAGCAAUCUGGCAGACUUUGUGUGUAAUUGUUACCUGUUUUCACUAUGGUGAUGGUGUGCAUGUGAAAAUACAUUCAGCCUGGUCCUGAACAAGAAUUUAACAAGAGUUUGCAUUGGUCUUUUAAUAAGCAAAGUAACUGACCUCAAAGUCCAUAGGGCUGAAUAUCUUGUAAACCAGUUGUGUUGGCUCCUGUUCCAUUGUGUACUACACUCUCAGAAGCAGCCUGCAAGGAUGAAGAUGAGGUGGCACAAGAUGUUCCUGCUGCUUUGCAUGGCUGGCCUAUGUGUGAUCUCUGUACUUCACUUUCUAAAGGCCCUCUCCUAUGUGUCACUGUCUCGUGAGUUGGUCUCUUUAAGCCCUAAUUUUAUCUCUGGUUUUUUGUGGGAGCCUCAACCUUUGAUUCCACGGCUCAUGGACAGGGCUGAAGUUGGUACCCAGGUCCUGCGCGCUCCAGAAUACUACCGUCCACCUCAGCUUAACUACAACCCACCCAGACCACCAUCUUCAGUCCAGGGUGAGCACUUGAGUGCAGAAGAUAUGCAUCUUGUUGAUUUUGUCCUUCAGGAAGACAACACAGAGUAUUUUGUUCAUACCAAAUCAGGUGGUGUAUGCUAUAAGCAAGGAACAAAAUCCCUAGAUCGGACUCCUUCUGAGAAACCAGAACGUAGCUUCCACCGUAAGCAAGCAGCUGGCGCACCUCGGCCACAGCAGCGCAGAAAAUGGGUGGAGUGUGUGUGCCUGCCAGGCUGGUAUGGGCCUAGUUGCGGUGUGCCUACAGUUGUACAACACUCUAACCUUCCCACCAAGGAUCGAUUGACGCCUCGUUUGAAACCGAGACGUGUUAUUAAUGCUAUCAACAUAAAUCAUGAAUUUGAUCUGCUUGAGGCACGAUUCAAUGAACUAAAGGGGAUUGUUGAUGUUUUCCUAGUGUGUGAGUCAAACUUUACAGCUUAUGGAGAGCAAAGGCCACUUUUAUUUCGGCAGAUGCUUCUUAAUGGCACUUUUGAUUACAUCAAAUCCAAGGUGGUGUAUGUCUUUUUGGACCAUUUCCCAGAGGGUGGUAAACAGGAUGGAUGGAUAGCAGAUGACUACCUUAGAACAUUUCUAACUCGUAAUGGUGUAGGCCGACUGCGCAACCUGAGGGAUGAUGACUUAUUUAUUAUAGAUGAUGCUGAUGAGAUCCCUAGCAGGGAGGGGUUACUUUUCCUUAAACUGUAUGAUGGCUGGACAGAGCCUGUUGCUUUCCAUAUGCGCAAGUCACUAUAUGGCUUCUUCUGGAAGCAGCCAGGGACCUUGGAUGUGAUUUCUGCCUGUACUAUUGGAAUGUUACAUUAUGUAUAUGGAAUGGAUGGCAUCCGUCUGCGACGGCGGGAGUACUACACCAUGCCCAACUUUCGACAGUAUGAGAACAAAACUGGUCACAUCUUGGUGCAGUGGUCUGUUGGAAGCCCACUGCACUUUGCAGGGUGGCAUUGCUCUUGGUGCUUCACACCAGAGGGAAUCUAUUAUAAACUUAUCUCAGCACAAAAUGGGGAUUUUCCGAGAUGGGGGGACUAUGAAGACAAAAGAGACCUCAAUUACAUACGUUGGCUCAUAAAAACAGGGGGUUGGUUUGAUGGGACAAAGCAAGAGUACCCACCAGCAGAUCCCCACGAGCACAUGUACGCUCCAAAAUAUAUCAUGGAAAAUUCCCAGCGCUUUGGCUACUUAGUCAAAAACCCUUACAGCAGCUGAGAGGUGGUUGCACAGGGUAAUAAUACUGGUUAUGGUACAAAUAUCUUCACCUGUUGGGUGUUUUCAAAAAUGUUUUUCAUAUGUUCCUUCAUUGAUCCACUGGAAAGGAAAUUGCCACUAACUGGAGAUGAAGGGGAUAGGCAUUACACUGGGUCAUACUGUGUUCUCUAGUGGGGUCCUGGUCCUCACUGGUUGCUGCCUGCCAGGUUGUGGCUGAGGGCACUGGUUACUCAGGAGACUGAAGGUGGUUUUACAUACUGGAGGUAUUUCGGCAUAGCAGCUUGUUAGCGACAUCACUUGUGCUGUUCAAGCACCACUGCAUGUUCACUCACCUUGCCUUCCAACCUUUGGACCGCAAGAUGAACCAGCAAUACAUUGUUGGCCUUGGCUAGAUCAGGGAUAGGCAACUAUUUCCAUUCUAACUGUUGCAGAACUACAACUCCCAGGAUUAUCAUGCUAGUUCUCCUGGUUGAGAAAAUCUGGGGUCUGUAGCUCUCCAACAGCUAGAAGGUUAAUAAUUCCAUAUCCCUAGUAGCGAUUAAUGCUUAUGCAGCAAGCUACAUUGUGUGCGAGUGUGGAUAUGCAUUUACAAGUUCCUGUUCAUGCAGAUCUUUAUACCAACUCAUUGCUUGAAAGAAUCAAAUGUACUUUAUAUAACUUUGUAAUACAAUGAAUUAUAGGCCCGUUCUCCAGAUUUAACCCAGUUAUCGUUGCCUGAACUUGGAAAUCCAUAUAACCGCUCUUCUUAAGUAUGGACUGCAUCAUGAGCACUUCAGAUAGUGGAGAUCUGCUCCGUUUCUUUAAUCCCAUUAGUGCCAAUGUGUUGAAUUACACCAAGAGUACAUCAGUGGUGAAAUGAAGGGAGAAUGCACUAUUAAAACUUCCUGGGAAAGUUGCAAAUUCUUUUUUGCCAAAAGUGAAAGUAAUACAAUACAUGUACAACAUCUGGUGUGUAAACCAUAUACAAUGAGACGGUGAGCAGGUGUGACCUGAGAAAGCUCUGAACAUUAAUCCAGGGGACUCAAGGUUCAGUAUAUCUAUGAUUAAAGAACAUGUUGUAAUGUUUACAGAAUAAAUAUGUAAAUAUUCUGGAGAUCUAGAAUAAAGCAAGUAUUAAUUUUC
Xenopus laevis (African clawed frog) is the source of this 3297-nucleotide messenger RNA. It is a transcript of the gene mgat3.L, whose product is annotated as mannosyl (beta-1,4-)-glycoprotein beta-1,4-N-acetylglucosaminyltransferase L homeolog. Gene Ontology annotation, cellular component: membrane. The coding region runs from base 673 to 2175 and encodes 500 amino acids. Gene Ontology annotation, molecular function: glycosyltransferase activity; beta-1,4-mannosylglycoprotein 4-beta-N-acetylglucosaminyltransferase activity. Gene Ontology annotation, biological process: N-acetylglucosamine metabolic process. The transcript has 2 exons. The record is from RefSeq and is a predicted model, not a curated record. Lineage: Eukaryota; Metazoa; Chordata; Amphibia; Anura; Pipidae.